AUGGCUGCAUUUGAAGAGCUUGGAAUGCUGCCAGAAUUGGCUAGUGCCGUGGAAGAAAUGGAUUGGACGUAAGGAUAAUAUUUUUUUAUUAAUAUUUUAGAUAAACUUGAAGGAAAUGAAGACGUUUUGGAUUGCAAAUGAUGUUAUUCUGUUGUUCACACCUUCGGGGAACAAUUUUGACAUAGAUUUCUUUCAAAUUUUUUAAGUUUUUAUCAUGAACAAUAUGAUUUCAUGACUCAUUAUACCGCAAAGCUAAUCUAAUAUUUUUUUCAGAUUGCCGACAGACAUUCAGUCAGAAGGUAUUCCAGCAAUCUUGGGAGGUGGCGAUGUUUUAAUGGUGAGUUUUCUUCGAAUUUAUAUUAUCCAUGUUUAGGCAGCUGAAACUGGAAGUGGAAAGACGGGAGCUUUCUGUUUGCCGAUUCUACAGGUUGUUUGGGAGUCCAUGAGGGAUUCUCAACGUGGGAGGAAGCGAAAAAUUAAUGGUGAGCGAAUUUUUAUGAUGUUUUAGAUCGCGUUUUUGUUUUAGGUGAAAAUUUGAAGGGACAAGCGAAAAAUGGGCGUGUAUUGUUUGUUUUUGUAUAAAAUAGGCAUCUGUUAGGCUUACAGCAUCUUCUGAAAUACGUUUAGAUAUUAUUCGAAGUAUUUUGGAUAUUACUUUAGAUGGGUUUUUCUGAAAUUUUCUAUUUUAGAACAAGCACCAUGGAAGAUGAAUAUUUUUGAUCGAGAUGCGAACACAGGGAUUGACAACAGUGGACUGACGGUUAAAAGUACGCAUCCGAAACUUUGGAAUGGCACUAGAUGCACAACUGGAGUUACUGGAAAGGGUAGGAUACGUCUUAUAUUUUGAUUCAUUUUUUAGGUAAAUACUACUUUGAGGCCAAGAUAGAGACUGAUGGGCUGGUUCGAGUUGGUCUUUCGACUUUGAAUGCCAACCUAAAUUUGGGAACCGACGAUCAAGGCUAUGGGUUUGGAGGUACCGGAAAAAAGAGCCAUGCCGGAAAUUUCGAGGACUAUGGAGAGUCCUUCACACUCGGAGAUGUGAUUGGCUGCUUUAUUGACCUUGAUUUUGGGCAAAUUUCCUUCUCCAAGAAUGGUCAAAUGUUUGAUUUGGCGUUCAAAAUCGCAAAAUCCGCUCUGAACUCGGUAUUUUAUCCGACAGUGGUGCUAAAAGUAAGUGAUUUUGUUGUUUUCUAUAUUGUUCGAUGUUUAGAAUGCGGCAGUCAAGAUGAAUUUCGGAGAAGCGGGCUUCAAAUUCCCUCCUCCGGAACCGUUUACGGCGAUUUCGGCGGCUCCGGAGGAGUGCCAAAUCCCAUCGAAAUUUAAUGGUACUAGUGGGGGUGAUGGCCAGAAACGAAGUCCAAAUGCACCCAUGUGUGUUAUCGUAGAGCCCACGAAAGAAUUGGCCCAACAGACGUAUGAUGAGUUGGAGAAAUUCAAGAAAUUUCUGGACGCUCCGAAAAUCCGGUAAGUCGAAGGAUGGAGAAUAUAAUUUGUAAAUUUUGGUGUGAAAAUUGAUGCUGAUGGGUGAUAUUUUUUGUUAUUAGUAUAUAGAAGUUCUAGUAAAGCUAAUAGAUGCCGUGAUAAACGUUUUGAAGACGAAUGAGCCUUCUGGCAGGCCUCGGAAGUUGGUUUAGUUCAGCUUGUCUAUGGAGAAUAUAAUUGAGGUUUCUGCCUUUAAAACUGACGUUAAUGGGUAAAAUAUCAUUUAAUUCCGAUACACGAAGACCUAGAGUUCUUAUAAAUAUGUAGUAUUGAGGCAGUUGACUAUCAGAAAAGUCGUAAGGCAACGAAAUAUUAUCCAUGAUCACAUUUGAUGAGGUUUUUUUGGAAGCUAGAUUUUUAUCAGUAAAACGAGAUUUUUUAUACCUUAUUGUAUUUUUGAGGAUAGUAAAGGCUCUGAGGCACAAAAUAAAUAAAAUUUAUCAACCGUUGACACUCAGCAUACCCCAUUUUCAGCAACGUUUUGAUCGUCGGUGGAGCUCCGAUCGUCGCUCAAAAACGUCAAGUCGAAGAGGGCGUAGACAUCAUCUGCUGCACACUCGGACGCCUCAAAGACUUGGUCCAUCAAGACGUGAUCUGCCUGAACUUUGUGCGGUUCUUUGUCAUCGAUGAAGCGGAUUCGUUGGUGUCGCAAGGAGAUGCUUCCAGAACGAUCAGAGAGCUCAAGGAAAAGAUGCCGGUUUUCUCGACUGACGGGUCUAGACUUCAAAUGAUUGUGUGCUCAGCGACUCUGCAUAACGCGGAUGUCAAACGGUUGGCCGUAGGUUGAUUUCGGGGAGUUUUGGAAGUCGACUGGUCGAUUUUUUUGAAAAAAUUUUUUGAUUUUUUUCGUUUCUACAUUUUGUUGAGGGUAUCUACAGGUCGCAUAAAGAUAGAUAGGAUUAUUUUAGGACCUGUAGAAUCGAAAUCGACCGGUCGAUUUUUAAAAAUAUUUUUUUUUCAAAAAAUUUUUUUUCGACUGUUUCAAAAAAACUGAUUUUUUUGUGCAGGACCAGCACAUGCAUUUCCCUCAAUGGGUCGAUUUGAAAGGCCAGGAUUCGGUCCCAGACACGGUACAUCAAGUUGUCUGCAUGGUGGACCCAGUGGAAGAUAAGAGCUGGAUUCGACUCAAAUUCAAACCGGACUUUGGAAUUCAGGUCAGAAAUGGGCUAACUAAGACCUUGAAAGUGAUUUGCAAUAGUUUUUGAGGCUUUUGGAUAUUGAUUUUAACGAUUUUCACCUUAUUUUAGGGGAAAAUUUUGAUGAGAAUUUAAAAAUUUUUGUCGAUUUGCGAUUUUUUUUUGAUUUUUAUGAAGGAAUAAGUAAUAUAAAGGAUUUUUACUUCCAGACUGAUGGAAUCCACUCGAAAUCUGAGGUCCAUCCAGGCUCGAACACCCCGGAAACGCUCUCUGAAGGCGCCAAGGUCCUCAAAUUUGUCUACCUCCUAAAGGCCAUCGAAGAGCACAAAAUGCAGAAAUGCAUCGUCUUUUGUCGAACGAAAUUGGACUGUGAUCACUGCGAACAGUUCCUGAACAUCCACGGACAUUCCGCAGUCUGCAUGCAUUCGGAUCGAGACGCAGCGGAAAGAACCGCGAAUCUGGAGAAAUUCCGGAGCGGAAAAGUCAACUUUUUGGUCUGCACUGAUGUCGCAGCCAGAGGAUUGGAUGUAAAAGGAGUUCCUUUUGGUAGGUAGAGGGAUUUGCGAAGUUUUGAGAUGGUUUAGGGACAGAGGGUUACUGUAGUUUGAGAAAGAAAGCACAAAAAAUCAAUCACUUCCAAAUUUGGGGGUAUUUGGGUUUUUUUGAGAUUUUUUGGAAACUUUGAUGAGAAAUAUGGUGCAGAAGAUAAAUGGAUGCAGGAAAGAUAGUUUGCUGGCAGGUUCAGCUAGUUUUUAUAUUAGAAAUUUUGGGAAAAUUGAGGAAAUUUCACAAAGAAAGUACUUCUACGAGAUAUGAAGUUACAGGUCGAGAAUUAUAUUAAAAAUCGCAAAAUUUUUCUGAUUCAGAAUAUGUAAAAAUUAGCUGCACAAUUUUGGUUUGUAAGGGCGAAAAAACCCUCAGAAAUUUCCUCGCAACACCGCGAAAAUGCCCCAUUUUUACAUUGGAACUACUAAUUAAGGUGUAGUAUUCAUCAAAUUUGAUAUUUUGAGGCUUGUCAAGAUGCCAAGGGUUUAAUUGAGCUCAAAACAAAGCUUUUGAAUUGGUAAAAACUUGGUGAAAAACCCAAGUGGAACUGGGACGAUUGGGGAAAAGUACGAUUGGAGAAACCGAAAAGUAUAAUUUUUCUUCGAUGCAAGUGAUGAGCUUAAGAUAAUCGAGGGUGCUGAUUUCGAAAAUUACAUUCAUUUUUUGGAUAGUUACUUUUUUAGUACUGUAAAGUAGUAAUUUUUUGAUUUUUUUCCACAAAUACUCGAUUUGGGGGGUUUCGAUGGUGAUGAUUUCGGAAAUCUUAUACAUUUUUUCUGAUUUGAAAUCUACACCAUUGAAAACCCCCAAAUCGAGUAUUCAUGAAAAAAUUAUGAAAUUCAAAAAAUUAUUACUUUACAGUACUAAAAAAAGUAACUAUCAAAAAAAAUGAAUGUCAUUUUCGAAGUCAGCACCCUCGAUUAUCCUAAUUUCGACAUUUGCAUCGAAGAAAAGUAAUACUUUUCGGUUUCCACAAUCGUACUUCCCCAAUCGUCCCAGUUCCCCUUUUCACCAAGUUUUUACCAAUUCAAAAGCUUUGUUUUGAGCUCAAUUAAAGCCUUGGCAUCUUGACAAGCCUUAAAAUAUCAAAUUUGAUAAAUACUACACCUUAAUUAGUAGUUCUAAUGUAAAAAUGGGGCAUUUGCGUGGUGUUGGGAGAAAACGUUCUGAGGGUUUUUGUAAUUCGAAAAUUUUUAUAUUGCUUUAGUCAUCAAUGUCACAUUGCCCCCAUCGGAGGAGAUUUCGAAUUAUGUCCAUCGAAUUGGACGUGUAGGCCGAGCAGAUAGGAUGGGCUUGGCCAUAUCGUUGGUCUCGACGGUCCCCGAAAAGGUGUGGUAUCAUCAAUGCAAGUCCAAAGGAGCCCGCUGUGAGAACACAAAGUUGGUCAAAAAUGGCGGAUGCGCCAAGUGGUAUGAUGAAAAAGGGGUGAGUAUAGAAAGAAUAAAGCGUAAUAAGUAAUAUGGAUGUUGAAUUUCGAUACUUGGCGAUGAGUUUUGCCAAGAAAUUUGAGGUUUUAUAUUGUUUUAGGUCAAAAUUUUUGAAAUUUUGAUGUUUGGAUAAAUUUUUUGGAAAGUUACUGUGUUCAAUUGAUCUGAAAUUUAACUUAAAGGUCUGUCACAUUAUUUAAGAGAAAUUUUAAAUAAUUUAAAUACCAGAAAUGACCUUAAUUCACCUUAUUUUAGUACCUAAACGAGAUCGAAACCCAUCUCGGAAUCACAAUCGACCAAGUGGACUCGGACUUUGUUGUCCCCCUCAACGAAUACGAUGGAAAAGUUGUUUAUGGAGAUAGAAGACAGCUGAACAAAGGCCUCGUCCAUUCGCAUGCCGUGGAAAUGGCCAGAACUGUAAAAGAACUCGCCGAACUGGAACGCACUGUGCAGCUGAACUUUCUUAAUAUGCGAUUUGUCAAGUCGAAGUGA
This is a messenger RNA of Bursaphelenchus xylophilus (pine wood nematode), 5083 nucleotides long. Lineage: Eukaryota; Metazoa; Nematoda; Chromadorea; Rhabditida; Aphelenchoididae. The record is from the annotation of a GenBank genome assembly.